Morchella importuna is the source of this 2445-nucleotide messenger RNA. RefSeq lists its product as uncharacterized. The transcript is spliced from 11 exons. Gene Ontology annotation, cellular component: nucleus. Gene Ontology annotation, molecular function: ATP binding; protein serine/threonine kinase activity. NCBI's taxonomy places the organism in Eukaryota, Fungi, Ascomycota, Pezizomycetes, Pezizales, Morchellaceae. The coding region runs from base 1 to 2445 and encodes 814 amino acids. The record is from RefSeq and is a predicted model, not a curated record. Gene Ontology annotation, biological process: protein phosphorylation; mitotic DNA damage checkpoint signaling.
AUGUUCGAAGCGUUAUUCCGAGUAUUGCCUGAACAGUUGGAUCUCUACCUCGAUGCACGGGCAGAAAACCUAACGGUCAAAACAUUUACCCCUAGUAUGGAGAGAGUGAUUGUUGACUUUCUAGAGUCAGAUGAAAGUCUCUCUGACCCAUGCGAACGUCUUUCGAACAGAUUCGAAAGGCUAAAGUUGAAAUUCAUCCUCCUGUCGGAAUCCAUUGAGGACUCUCUUUCAAGUGACGGCGUCCUAUAUAGCGAAGCGUCUGCCGCGGGUCGCUCGGUUUUCUAUCAGCCAAAUGGAAACCUUCGCCGUGUGUUAGAGGCUCUACAUAUUUCUUCCUUUUCCCCGGCCCCACCUCCAGAUGACUCGAGGUUGAAGGAAAUAGACUCCUCUCGCAUUCAAACGGAAUUCCUUAAAGACGGUAUAUCGCAGCGUAGAAGCAGGGACGGACGGGUUGUAUUCGAAAGGUGGAAGAUUACUAAGGUUUACGAGAAUUAUUUGGACGGAAUUGGAUAUAUUGAAGAGAGCAGAGCCUCUCUACCUCAGUUGAGAGUUGUUAGAAAGAUCCACAUGACUGACACCAUUCCAAAGUACAUAACUCAAGUGAAGGCACUUAUUAAACUACGAGAGAUAUCUAAUGCAUAUUUCAUAAAGUUCGAUAGCUGGUAUUGGGAUGGAUCCCAUAUAUGUCUUCUAACAGAAUUUCUCGCUGAGGGAAAUCUUGUCGAAUACGUUACUGGCUCCACCCUAGACGCCAAAUCAAACGUCCGAGAGAUUUCAAGGCAACUUCUUCAAGCCAUUGAGGCUAUUUAUCAGAUUGGACUAUCAACUGGCCCAUUAAAUCCAAAGGAUAUAUUCUUAUCUUCCUUAUCACCCGUCAAGAUCAAGUUAGGCAAUAUCGACUCCAUAUGUUUAGAUUCGAACGGCGCCCUGGUACAUCUACCGAUUAGUAGUAGUAUGAGGUCUAUUGGUAGUAUACUAUACUGGAUUUUCGCCUCCCCAGCCGGGUUUGGCUCUAUCCUGAGCCAAAGCUUGAGCUUUGAUCUCCGGAAGGAUGGACCAGCUGCGUUUUCGAAAACACUUGGAGAGCUUGGUGCAAGUAAGGGUGCGAUAAACCUGAUCCUUGGACUCACAUCGCUUGAUAUCGGAAGUAGAAUUUCUAUUAAAGAUGCUUUGAGUCACAGUUGGAUUACAAAUCGUGACCAUUUUCAGUACCAACUGGACAUGGAGAUUUUAGGAGUUGGCAGUGUUGGAUACAUAGGCAAACGGUGGACAGAGGUGCCAGAGGUGCCGGAGACAAAGUGCGGCCAUUUUAGAGAGGUAUCGUUUUUCAAGGCGGAGGAAUCUGAACAUGUCAUGUUGGUGAAGCGAGUGAACCAUGAAGUACAGCGUGCCAGGCAACUUGCAUAUGAUUGCGAGGUCGAGAUGCUGAAUAUAUUAUCAAAGAAUCCGCUUAGCUUCGCCGAGUUUGUUGGAUGGUACAAAGAUGAAAAAUCCAUCUAUUUUGUAACAGACUAUACAAAAUAUGGGACCCUGGAAGGUAUUAUGGGCUCCGACGAAGCUAUUGAAGGACAACUCGCCAGGAGAAGAGAUAUAAUGGAAGAAGUCGGUGAGAUUACGAACCAGGUUCUCCUUGCUCUAUCAUAUCUAGAGGACAACGAAAUAUCAUAUCUUGACCUGACGCCUAAGCGUCAUCUCAGGGGGGUUUACUCUUCAGACCUCCCAGCCAUAAUCGUGCGCACACACAAUCUUCCCCUUGAAGUCGUGCAGCGCCUGGCAGAGGAUCUCAUGCGCAGCAUCGGAGUCGAGCCACCAGAAGGGCCCGGAGGAGGAGCAGGAGGAGCAGGAGGAGACGUACCGGCCACCACUGCCCCAAGUAUAGCUGCGAACAUGUGGUCUUUGGCGUGCCUGACACAUAAAAUGUUGACCUCAGAAGAUUUAUUUGGGGCACGCGAGGCGGGAGAUACCCUGCACCCCAUCAAACUCGAUCGAUCCAAACUGACGGAUUAUUGCAUUGGUGUUAUCACCCUCCCAUUAUCACCUUUGGAGGAAUCCCCCAUUAAUGAAGCCUGGACAUCGUUUCUGAAAUCGCACUUGCACCCCCACCCGAGAUUGCGCGACGGUCCAAAGAAAGCUUUGGGCUCCGAGGUUAUGAAACUAGUUCGGGCAACAUACCCUCACCGAUGGAGACAGAGAAUCGAUGUUCCCGACUCUUUCCAAAUGAGCUGCGGUAGGAAUGCUGUUUUAAAACAAAGAAAGACUUUGGGAUCUGGAAAUAUGGGCAUCGUCUCAGUGAAAGAAGAGUGGGCAGAUGGAAGAUUCAUGCCGGAUACAAAGAUUGCGGUGAAAGAGAUAGCGAAAAGUAUUUACAUCAAGAAUAAAGUGAACUAUAUGAGAGAGCUCCUCACAUUGAUAGAAGUCAAGGGUAACGUCGAUUUAUUCGUUUAG